Messenger RNA from Paramecium pentaurelia, 978 nucleotides. The record is from the annotation of a GenBank genome assembly. NCBI's taxonomy places the organism in Eukaryota, Ciliophora, Oligohymenophorea, Peniculida, Parameciidae.
AUGGAGCUUGAUUUCCUUUCACCUAAGGCAAAAGAAAUAAACAAGAAAAAGUUAAGUCUAUUGUGUUCAUUGAAAAAUUAGAAUAUUGAAUGCAAUGAUCCAAUUAAUGAAAAUGUUUCCUUUAUUAAAAAACUUACUAUAGAUCAUCCAUUAAAUGAGAUUAUAAAAGAAUGUCAGAAUAAUGUAAGAGAGGGUUUCUUAACUCCAUUGACUAAUGUAAGAUUUAAAUAUAAUUUAAGAGGUCUUCCAUUUCGAUUGAAUUUACUGCGAACAUGUUUGUUGAAGAAAUAUUAGAUAGUAUAAAAUUUAAGCAUCUAAAAAUACUGUAAUUGGAUGAACUAAUUAAUAAUUUAAAAAACAACAUAGAAAUUAUCCAAUAAAUAGAAAUUAAAUAGUAAUCACAAAAUCUCAAAGAACUUUGUGAAAUCCUAAUACUUAAUUAACCUAACGAUGAUAAUUAUUAAUUGUACUUAGAUAAUCAAAAAUUAUACCCAAAAUAAUGGCAUUCUUUCCCAUUUGAUGCCAAAAAUAAACUAAAUUUUGUUUUAUUUACUUAAUAAAAUAAAAUGUUGGAAUUUAUUUCAUUUGACAUGAUCUAUGUAUCAUAAUAUAGUUAAUCACUAGUAAAUUGGCAAUAAUUGUGUGAAUAUUAAAUAAAAUGAAUACCAUCAGAUACUCCGUAUUAAAUUUCUAGAGGAAUCAAAUGAUCCAAUUAUAUAUGAGUUACAGUAAUUCUAAAAAUAUUAUUAUAGGAUUUCAAUAUAUUUCAAUAUGACUAAUGAUUUAAAAAAAAAGAUGAUCUAAACUUUGAAAGAAGAAAUUUAAGAAAUAGAUCAUAAAAUAUUAGAUAUGAUAGAGGUAAUAAAUAGAAUGUUGGAGCCAUUUUCUAAUAAUGGAUUCAAAUAUUUAAGAUAUUAGGGUAUUAUCGAUAAUGAUACCAUGUUCAAAAAUAGAAAUCACUGUUGUAAUAUUUUCUGA